CAAAGGGAAUGACUAUAGACCUUCUGUUGGAAUUAUACUACAAAAAAUGGGAAAUCGAGUGGUGAAGAUAUUAGACAUCAAAGAUCACUCAGUUCAUAACAGACACCUGGACAAAGUGACAAUAAAUGAAGUAGGUCGUUCCAAUUAUUAUUUUAAUGAUUCCGCUAAUAAUCCUGAUUUUGUAGAUAAUUCAGAAAUAAGUCCAGAUAAUACUGAUGAAAAUGAUAUCACAGAAUCAGUUAGAAGAUCGCAGAGACUUGCAAGCAAACCGCGACAUCAUUAUAAAUACGCAAGGAGACAUUCGACGUGUGGCGGAUGUGGUGAUUGACAAUUUCUAUCUCUG
Molecule: messenger RNA, 343 nt
Organism: Trichobilharzia regenti
Lineage: Eukaryota; Metazoa; Platyhelminthes; Trematoda; Strigeidida; Schistosomatidae
Source: the annotation of a GenBank genome assembly